Orbicella faveolata is the source of this 2473-nucleotide messenger RNA. RefSeq lists its product as uncharacterized. NCBI's taxonomy places the organism in Eukaryota, Metazoa, Cnidaria, Anthozoa, Scleractinia, Merulinidae. Gene Ontology annotation, cellular component: membrane. The record is from RefSeq and is a predicted model, not a curated record.
UUGUAGCCAGGCCGUAGUUUCUGUUGACAAGACGAAUACAGUUUUGAACAAUGGCGGAGAAUUUUUAUUCUGUCAAAACAGCCCUUCAUGUUGGAAUAGUGCAAAUACUGGGCGGCCUAAUAAGCAUUGGGAUUGGAGCCUUUAAUACAAGAAAGGAGGAUCAUCAGGCGUUUUUUAAGUUUAAAGCAGAAGGACUUCCAGUUUGGUCUGGGAUACUGUUUGUAGUGAAUGGAGGCUUAGGAUGUCUUAGUUAUAAGCAUCCUAAAAAGAUAACGAUUCAUGUUUUCUUAGUGUUCUGUAUUUUCACGAUCAUUGCAAGUAUCCUGAUGUUUUGGAUUAUUCUGCCAAUGCUUGUGUCUGGCGAGAAAGACGUAUCUUGGAACUUAUUUUUUGGUUCAUUUCUUGGUGUUGUGGCCAUAACUUUUGUUGUCAGCAUGAAGGGAGCUUUUGUUGCAUUCAAGUCCUCGUUUUUUCAAUACAACUGCUGUAACAAGCCUCCACAUUUACAGCAUACAAGUGAACCUGUAGAACUUUCAUCAUCUGCCUGCAUGAUCACAUCAACAUCUGUGGCAUCAGAAAACACCUUGGAAGAAAUUAGAGAACAGAGAAGGAUAUCAAGAUCACAAAGUCAACCUUCAUCCACGCCUCGUCACCAUUCCCAUCACUCCCACAGGCAUCACCGACCGCGAGGUCAUUCAAGCCGGAGGGGAGUGGAAAGAGAAGCAAGAACUCCACGACAUGACGAGCGACCCCCUCCUCCCCCAUACCAAACGAUUAAGCUCCCCUACCUGCCAGCUUACCAAGAGGUGGAAGUUUCCCUUCCUCCACCGCCGUAUACGGAGAAGAAGGAGGACACAUGACCGCACCGUGUUUAUAAAUUAAAUUAUGUAGUUAGCUGUAUGUCUUCCUUGAAGAAUUCAAGAUCAUGAGAAUAAUCCAGAGGAGGAGUCCAACAAAAGAUCUUUUCAGUUCUAUUCUGGAAAAGCGGCUAGCAGAAGAACACACUGCAACACAAACGAGUUUCGUAAAUCUUCGUAAAGCUAUCGGAAGCGUUAAUCAUCCGAAACUGUACGAGUGUUCACGAACAUGUACUGAAAAUGAACAUGUCAACCCGUCGUCACUUCGCUUUUGCGAAGGACGAACGCUCAAAAUGUGGGCUCAACAAACUAUGUACUUGCCCUAAUAACUUUGCCGUCAUAAGGGCUUGUUAUGUCGCUUGGCAAACCUUACAAAAAUGGAGGGCUCUCUUUAUUUCCGACGGAUGCAAAGACGGUUGUACAAAGAAUUUAAGGGGCUGCCCGCAGACAAAAGACGACCUGAAGCGCGAGGCAAUCUUAGAUAAGAAGUAAAACGAAAUAAUAUUUUAUUUCCCAGUUUUUACUUUCAGUGCACCAUCUUUUUAUGGCGGCUGAGAUCAAGCACAUGUUUUUACAACGGGUAAUGGCGGGCAAUUUUUACUCAAGAAGAUUCGAUCACACGUUGAAAACAAGUCGUUUUUACAAGUCAGUAUUAAACUAAACAAAACCACCACUGAAUCCAAACUAUAGAUAUUGAAUUACUGUACCUCAACAAAAUUAUUAUUUCUAAGGACUCCAAGUCCUGAUCGAGUAGACCGCGUUGAAAGAAGUGGGUCACACAAAUCAAAACUAUUUUAAUGCUAUCACCGGUACGUGCCAAGUAAUGUCAAAGUUUGUUAGAUUGAAUGUUGAUAACCACGAAAUCUCCUAUUGAUUCUUACUCUCAACCUUUUUGCCUGACGAAGUAUUCAUACUUUAGAAGAAAUUAGUCGUUGAUCAGUCUUGAAAAUGAAGCACGCAGUGUUUGAUCACAAAUUAAGAGUAUUGUUGUAAAUAGGUUGAUGGCAUUGCCAUCACAAAUAUCUGAACUAGUCCUCAAUGUUAGAACUGACUUAAAUGUUGGAUUACAUUCCUGCUUUUAGAUUUCUCUGGAUUUCGUUAAGAAAUUCCCAAAAUUGUAAAUAAAUGAUUGUAAUAUAAAAACUUAGUUUUCUUAUUGCUAUAUUUACAUGUUUAUUAACUCAGUUACUGAGACGGAUCUAGGGGAGGGGGAGGAGGAGGCAUUUUCUGGGGGAGGAUACCCCGGGACACCCCCAUAGGGGACCACCUUGGGUGGUCCUUAUCCCGAAGCCCCUUCUCGAAAAUCCUGUAUCCGCCUCAGAGGUACACUAGUUUCAACCGCCAGCCCUCCCUCAGAGCAAAGACAAAGCAACGUCUUUGCUUUGACGAAGCUAAAGGCUCAAAACGACAAAGUAGCCUCACAAACUCUUAAACUAUUGACUUCAACUCGCUAGAUACUAGCUAUUUUGCUUGCCGACGCAGUUGAACAACCUCUUAAGAAAAAAACAGCUUUGCUCAUUUAAGCGUUUGCUUAUCGACGCAAUAUAAUUGCUUCUAAGUAAAUUAUUUUACUACUUUGCAGAAAUUGAAAUUACAGUUUCCUUGAAGAACUUCCA